Molecule: messenger RNA, 1227 nt
Organism: Paramacrobiotus metropolitanus
Lineage: Eukaryota; Metazoa; Tardigrada; Eutardigrada; Parachela; Macrobiotidae
Product: glutathione S-transferase 1-like
Exons: 7
Coding region: 270-884 (204 amino acids)
Biological process (GO): glutathione metabolic process
Molecular function (GO): glutathione transferase activity
Source: RefSeq, a predicted model, not a curated record
AUGCGCAUGCGCGUAUGGAACCCAAUGCAUAAAGCGGAAGCGACAUAUACGGAUUAGCAGUUAUCCAUAUUCAAUUACACAUAGCUUCGCUUCUUCUUUGCCCGUUUCCACACGACUAUUUGCCAUAUUAGAGUUGUAUAAUCUAAUAAUUUUGCUCAGUAUUGCAGCAGUAUAAUAAAUUAAGAAGCGCUAAACCGCAUUGUUUGAAGCGAAGAUUGAAAAACAGUUUUUCUCUGUUCGCUUAAACGUUGUAAGCCGAUAUACUUAUAAUGCCUCAUUACAAAGUUACGUAUUUCGAUGUGCGUGGCCGGGGAGAGUUUGUGCGCAUGAUUCUGGGCGCGGCUGGACAAAAAUUUGAAGACAACCGGAUUGCAUUUGGUGACUGGCCGCAAGUUAAACCUAACACACCUUGGGGAACAUGCCCAGUUUUAGAGGUUGAUGGAAAGCAACUGGCACAAACAACAUCCGUGAUCAGAUUUGUGGGGCACCGCUAUGGGCUGGUUCCAAGUGGUGACUGGGAGGAAGGUCUAGUGGACUCUGUAGUCGAAGUGUCCAUGGAUAUCUUCAACGGAAUGGAAAAAAUCGCUUAUCAUAUGUCGGACGAGGAAAAGCCUGCUGGCACUAAACAGUACAUGGAGGUCCAGUUGGUAAAUAUCCUGAAGAAUCUGGAAAAAUUCAUUGCGCAGCAUGGCAGCCACGGCCACUGCGUCGGCAGCAAGCUGACCACGGCGGAUGUUUGUCUAUUUUGCGCUUUUGACUUGCUGAAGGAGUACAAAUUCAUCACCAACCCAUCCUUUUUUGAUCCGUAUCCAAAAGUCAAAGGUGUUUUGGAUAAAGCUCUCCACAACGAAAAGGUAGCAGCUUACCUGAAGAUUCGAAAAUGAGCUGGUGGAAUGAUGGGGCGAAAAUCGAACUAUAAAUCUGCACGCGGGCGAAAUUUCAAAUUAAUAACAUCUGGAUGAUACAAAUGCCGAAGUGCAUCAUAAAUUCUGUCAAUUAUCUUUAACGUGCAAUACUUACACAACAGAUUCAUGACAUAUUAUUUGUUCUUUGAAGCAUUUCUAUUGGGCUGUACUUUCUUUUGACUGCUGCGGUUUUUGUCAUUUCCCUGAUUUUCUGUUCUUUUAAUUAGAGAGCAUUACGUAUACCUGAGUAUGUUUGGGACUUAUUUUGCUGUUAUAUAUCAUUGGGUACCCUUAUAGGCACCCCUUAAAACCCCCGUAUAUU